Molecule: messenger RNA, 1299 nt
Organism: Camelina sativa (false flax)
Lineage: Eukaryota; Viridiplantae; Streptophyta; Magnoliopsida; Brassicales; Brassicaceae
Source: RefSeq, a predicted model, not a curated record
AUGACGACGACGAUCUCUGAUCUUUCGAAAAAUUUGGUAGAGAAGAUACUCUCGAGGGUUCCGGAAACUUGUUUGGGAGCGGUGAGAUCGACGUGCAAACGAUGGAACAGUUUAUCCAAAGUUAAGAUGUUGUGCAAAGCAGAAGCAAGGCAUCAGUUUCUAGGGUUCAUGAUGAAGAAAAAUAAGCUUUGUUCAAUGAGGUUCGAUCUCAACGAAAAAGAAGAAGGAAGUGACGAAUUUGUGGAUCCAUCUAUAAAGGAGUUGGGUAAUUUUCUAAAUCAAGUGGAGAUAUCUAAUGUCUUUCAAUGCGAUGGCUUGUUGUUGUGCGUGACCAAAGAGGACAACACCAGGCUCGUGGUAUGGAACCCUUAUUUGGGUCAAACCAGGUGGAUCCAACCCAGAAACAAUUACCACACACUGGACAGGUAUGCUAUCGGAUACGACAAUAACCGUCAACACAAAAUCUUGAGGUUUUUGGAUGAUCAUGAAAUCGACAUGGAUGAUCAUGAAAUCGACAUGGGUGAUCAUGAAAUAUACAGGAAACACGUUUUUGGGUACGAAAUCUAUGCUUUUAGCUCUAAUUCAUGGAGGGUUCUUGAUAUCGCUCCCCACUGGGAUAUAGAUUCUUAUCAACGUGGUGCGUCUUUGAAGGGAAACACAUACUUUAUUGCUAAGGAAAAAAUAAUAUUUGAAGAGGAUGGAGAGAUACCAGAGCCGGCAGACUAUAUACUCUGUUUUGAUUUUACAACGGAGAGCUUCGGACAGUCUCUUCCUCUCCCGUUUCAGCAUUUUCGUUUCGAUGCUGGAGCUCUAUCUUCUCUUAGAGACGAGAAACUCGCUGCAUUAUAUCAGAGCGUGGAUAGAUCAGAGGUGGAGAUUUGGGUUACAACUAUGAUUGAGCCCAAUGCUCUGUCGUGGAACCCUUUCUUAAAAGUUGAUAUGAACAAACACUAUGGUUCUGGUUUUCAGUUUCACUAUGACGGUGGCAGUUUCUUCAUAGACGAGGAGAAGAAAGUCGCCUUGGUUUUUCACUUUGACGAAUCCGAAAUGACCCGCUAUGAGGAUGCAGCUUACAUCAUUGGAGAUGAUGGGUACGUUAGAAAAGUGUGUCUUGGCGAAGCUGUGAAUCAUGGAGCAUCUCUCAACUUCAGCGAAUAUGCGGCUUCUUGCCCACUUGUGUGUUGUGGCUCUUAUGUUCCAAGUUUAGCACAUAUCAACCAACUUGCAGGAUUCAAGAAGGAAAGAGAAGAAGAGGAGGCGAACCAACAACCACUCGCUAACAAGAAGACUCACUAUUAA